AGGAGAGACAGGGAGGAGGGAGGGAGGCUGGUGAAGCCGCGGAUAUUCAUGAAGACGGCAAGUGUUUUUUUUUUUUUUUUCCUCGCACCGUGGUGACACACUGAUCGUCUGCAGAGAGACAGAGGCAGCGGGGAAGGUGACGAGUGAAAGCAAGUAGACGAGGUCCAGCCCAUCUUUCCAUUGAUCUUGAGGCGAUCAAGGGAAUCUACACUGAAGAGGACACACUGAGAAAGAUUCAAGGAUGGAUCCCAGCAUAUCAAACCUGGUUUCUGACAUUCGGACUAAUCUCUAUGCAGACUUUGGAUUUAACUGAUUGAGCAGGCAAUGGAAAACUGAUCCGAGACUGGCUGCAAAUCCAUUCCCAAACUGGAUCUGGAUUAUUAAUGGUUGGGAAACUGCAUUCAUGUGGGAUUGUGUGUGCUGUUUGGAAAUGUCAUGCAAACAAUACUCCAAGUUGGAUAUUCAUGGUGAGAAACUUCUGAAGGGCUUUCCUUUAGCUGGGACAUCAUGAUCUCUUACCAGGUUAUCCCUUUGUUUCAUCUGGCCAAAUUAAGACAAUAUGCAAGAGGACUUUUUUUCUCCUGGAAACUCCUAGCAUAAUUUAAAAUGGAGUAAGAUAUUUGUUUUUUUAUCUCAUUUCUUCCAAAAUAAAUUGAUCAAAACAAAGGUCAUCCACCUCAGACUGAACCUGGAGCCUCUGCGGGAGGCUUAAAUGCAACAUUAGCACUUUAGCGUCAGGUUUGGACGCAUGCUUUCAGCCACCUGAGGACCGAGGUGCAGACAGAGGCGGUUGGCUUGCUGAGUCAGCUCCAAUGGGGGCCGGUUGUGACCCGGUCUGACCCCGGUUUGACCUUGCAGUGACCUUUGACCUCUCCGGUCCUGGCUCUCCACCUGCUUUGCUGCCUGGGUUCAGGAACGCUCCGCCCUGGGGCCCAGAACGAGCCAAUCAGGAUGAAGAAGAGCCGCAGCGUGCUGUCUGUGACUGGAGAAGAGGGGAAUGACACAGAUAUCACAGGUGCAGUGGAGAAGGCGGAGUCAUCUCGCUACAGCCGAUCUUACACGUCUGGAGCCACGUUGGGGGCCGAGCUACGCAGAGGGAGGAGCAGAAGGCUGUCAUCUAGUCUCCAGGUGCCUUGCUGGCUCCGCCCUCGAGAUCGAACUCGUUCGCCAGAGGUCCUGAACAACGUUUCGCGUCCUACAACUCUUCCCCUCCGCAUUCCACCACGCAUCUCCAUCACACAAGCAGACUCCGACAGUUACGAAGCAGAAAAUGGCGUGUCACCAGGUCACACACCGCUGGGUUCUCAGAGUCCAAGCCUCACCCUGCACCCCUCCUUCCCCCAGGGCCAAAGGAGAGAGUCCUUCCUUUACCGCUCUGACUCGGACUACGACAUGUCGCCCAAGACAGUCUCAAGAAACUCCUCCCUUGCCAGCGAAGGGCACACUGGAGAGGACUUCAUUGUCACACCUUUUGCCCAAGUUCUUGCCAGUCUGCGAUCAGUACGGAGCAACUUCACCAUUCUUGCCAACGUCUCAACACCGACAGUCAAGAGGUCUCCUCUGGGUGGGGUGUGCGUCAGUCCCAGGGCGUCGCUAUCAGACCAGCAGUACCAGCAGCUUGCCCUCGACACACUUGAGGAGCUAGACUGGUGUUUGGACCAGCUGGAGACCAUUCAGACACACCGCUCUGUCAGUGAGAUGGCCUCAAACAAGUUUAAGAGGAUGCUGAACCGGGAGCUGUCCCACUUGUCAGAGAUGAGUCGCUCUGGUAACCAGGUGUCUGAAUACAUCUCCAGCACCUUCAUGGACAAGCAGAACGAGGUUGAAAUCCCGUCUCCGACCCUGAAAGACAAAUCUAUGAGUCACAUCAGUGGAGUGAGGAAACUGUCUCACAGCUCCAGCCUCUCUAGCAAUUCCAUGCCUCGCUUUGGUGUAAACACGGACCACGAGGAUGAACUAGCCAAGGAAUUGGAGGAUCUAGACAAGUGGAGUUUUAACAUAUUCAGAGUAGCCGAUUUCUCCAACAACAGACCUCUCAGCUGCAUCAUGUAUGCCAUCUUCCAGGAACGAGAGCUGUUGAAGACGUUUCGCAUCCCGGUCGACACCUUUUUCACUUAUGUGAUGACCCUGGAGGACCAUUACCAUGGAAACGUAGCGUACCACAACAGCCUCCAUGCUGCAGAUGUCACCCAGUCCACACACGUCCUGCUCUCUACUCCUGCUCUUGAUGCGGUCUUCACAGACCUGGAGAUCCUUGCCGCUCUCUUUGCUGCAGCUAUCCAUGACGUAGACCACCCCGGAGUUUCAAAUCAGUUCCUCAUCAACACAAACUCGGAGCUGGCGCUCAUGUAUAAUGACGAGUCUGUUCUUGAGAACCAUCACCUUGCUGUGGGCUUCAAGCUUCUGCACCAGGAGAACUGUGACAUCUUCCAAAACCUCACCAAGAGACAGCGCCAGAGCCUCCGCAAGCUUGUCAUCGAUUUGGUGUUGGCCACAGACAUGUCCAAACACAUGACCCUGCUGGCUGACCUGAAGACGAUGGUUGAGACCAAGAAGGUGACCAGCUCAGGUGUGUUGCUCCUGGACCACUAUACAGAACGGAUACAGGUGCUGAGGAACAUGGUGCACUGUGCGGACCUGAGCAACCCCACCAAGACGCUGCCGUUGUACCGACAGUGGACGGAGAGGAUCAUGGAGGAAUUCUUUCGACAGGGAGACAAAGAGCGAGAGAGAGGGAUGGAAAUCAGCGCCAUGUGUGACAAACACACUGCUUCAGUGGAGAAGAGUCAGGUGGGCUUCAUAGACUACAUUGUCCACCCGCUGUGGGAGACCUGGGCCGACCUGGUGCACCCAGAUGCCCAGGAGCUGCUGGACACCCUGGAGGAGAACAGGGAGUGGUAUCUGAACACCAUGCCCCAGUCCCCCUCACCUCCCCCCGACAGACACCUGCAGCACGACCGCUUCCAGUUUGAGCUCACCCUGGAGGACCUCGAACACAACAACCAUAAUCACAUACACAUGAGGAGCAGCGGCGGGAGGAGUGGAACAAAAUCUAUCUGCGAUGAUGGCACUGAAGUACAUAUGAAGUAUGACAAGGUGGAACUGACAGGAGAGGCACAGAACCAUGUAGAAAUCGAGAAAGAAGACGAGGAGAAUCACAACAGCGAACAGAACGGAGUUGGAGAUGAAGAGGAGGAGGAAAAUAGUACAGGAGAAGGAGAAGGAGAACAAGGAGAUGGAGAAGGAGAAGUCCGUGAGUUUGAUUCCAGGAUAAAUCGUGCCAAAUCGACCUAUGACCAGCACUGA
Labrus bergylta (ballan wrasse) is the source of this 3306-nucleotide messenger RNA. The record is from RefSeq and is a predicted model, not a curated record. NCBI's taxonomy places the organism in Eukaryota, Metazoa, Chordata, Actinopteri, Labriformes, Labridae.